Austrofundulus limnaeus is the source of this 2772-nucleotide messenger RNA. RefSeq names its product alpha-1A adrenergic receptor. Gene Ontology annotation, molecular function: alpha1-adrenergic receptor activity. The coding region runs from base 815 to 2212 and encodes 465 amino acids. The transcript has 2 exons. Gene Ontology annotation, cellular component: plasma membrane. Lineage: Eukaryota; Metazoa; Chordata; Actinopteri; Cyprinodontiformes; Rivulidae. The record is from RefSeq and is a predicted model, not a curated record. Gene Ontology annotation, biological process: cell-cell signaling; positive regulation of cytosolic calcium ion concentration; adenylate cyclase-activating adrenergic receptor signaling pathway.
GAGUAGGGGGCUUAAAGACUGAGCUACGGGGAGGAGCUUUGUGUAAAUAGGCGGAGCUUUGUUCCAGCGCCUACCACAGGAGAUUGAAGGAUUUCUCAAACAUGCAUGAACGAGUCAAAACAACACGCUGGUAUGUUUCUGAUGAGGAGUGACAUUAUAACAUGAACUCAAUUUUGCAUACCCGCCCCCCCUUUAAAUCUGAAUAAUAUUAAGGUAUUUUAUGGGUGUCAGCUAGCAGAGGUCACACUGUUAGUGGAUGAAAAGGAAAUUGCGAGUGCUCCAUAUUUCACCCCUUUGUUUACUCUGCAGCAUCUCUAAUGAAGUGAGAAGAUCGCUGAGUGAUAUUUUUACCUUUUAAUCAGAGACGGAUGUAAAAAUGUUCUGUCAUUUUGUUUCUGUAAUUUUCUUGUUUCUUUCCUGCUGAGGGGAAAAAAACGUAAUUAAGGAGUCGAGAGCCUGAUUUAUGAAAACCUGUCGUUGCGGCGCUGUUGUUAAAUAUAUUUUCUUUGUUAUCUUGUUUUGCAGAUUUAUCGCUGCGAGACCUUUCAGGGUGAAUAAAGAUGACAUCUUGGAUCUGUCAAUGAUUAAAUCAUGUUUUUUCAUUAGGUAUUUCAGACUCACUAUGACWAAUUGCUGCUGUGUCACGCUGUCAAAACAUGACAUUCAGCCAAGGAAUCCGGACAACGUGAUCUAUGGAUUGUUGGCAAAGGCUGCUGCAUUUGUAAAAUGAAAUGGAAAAGCAGUUCAUCCAGCUGGGAAGGGUUUUCUUCUCUGCGCCGGAUGGGGCAGACAACAGGGGGAGUUGUAGAUCUUCAUGAAUAGCUUCAGCCAGGAGUUUACGAUGGUUCCAGCUGAGAACAUCAGCGUGUUGUCUCCAGCAGAUUUCUGCCCAAACUGCAGCUCCUCCACCCAACCAGAGGUCGACGUCACCAAGGRGGUGGUUCUAGGGCUCGUGCUGGUGGUUUUCAUCGUGUUCGGAGUCCUGGGCAACAUCCUGGUCAUCCUGUCUGUGGUCUUCCAUCGCCAGUGGCGCUCCGUGACGCAUUACUUCAUCGCCAACUUGGCCGCCGCAGACCUGCUGCUCAGCUUCGCCGUCCUGCCCUUCUCCGCCACCUCCGAAGCUCUGGGCAAGUGGGUGUUCGGGCGUGACUUCUGCAGCGUCUGGGCCGCCCUGGACGUCCUCUGCUGCACCGCCUCCAUCCUCAGCCUGUGUGUGAUUUCCAUCGACCGCUACCUGGCUGUCAGCUACCCUCUGAGGUAUCCYGCCAUAGCGACCGGGCGGCGAGGCCUGACCGCCGUGGCUGCUCUCUGGGGAGUCUCAGCAGCCAUAUCCGUGGGCCCUUUGUUUGGAUGGAAGGAGCCUGACCCGGAAGAUGAGACGGUGUGUCGGAUCACAGAAGAGCCGGGCUACGCUUUGUUCUCAGCUUUGGGGUCGUUCUACAUCCCCCUGGUCAUCAUCCUGGCCAUGUACUGCCGCGUCUACACCGUGGUGAGGAAGGAGACCAAGACCCUGCGGGAGAGCAGCAAAGGCGAGGAGGUGGAGAUGGAGGGCGUGAUGCUGAGGAUACACAGAGGGAACUCUGCUCAGGCAGAGAAACACGAGGGCGAGGAGAACGCCAUGAACAAACGGCCCUCCUUCCACCUGCCAAAGAUGCUGAAGUUCUCCGGAGAGGAAAAAGCKGCCAAGACUCUGGGCAUCGUGGUCGGCUGCUUUGUUUUGUGCUGGCUCCCGUUUUUUCUGGUUUUACCCAUCGGGUCUAUUUUUCCGUCCUACAAACCGUCUGAAACCAUCUUUAAGAUAACCUUCUGGCUGGGUUACCUCAACAGCUGCAUCAACCCCAUUAUCUACCCGUGCUUCAGUCAGGAGUUCAAAAAGGCCUUCCACAACAUGCUGCGAGGGCGCUGCCUGAGAGCCGGGACUCCCGCCGCCAAACAGGGACCCGUCGGCUCCCACUCCUCCGGUCUGGGCCCAGCAUCCAACGCGCCCGUUACCACCGUCAGSAACCGGCCCGCUGCGUCUCCGUGGGCUUGCUGCGGGACACUGUCGACCUCGCCGUCGUGUGCCGGCGGUAAAAAACGAGCUCAGAGGAAAGGUCUGCUGAAAGCCUGGUGCCUUUCAGCGAGGCGGACCUCGGGACCGCAGACCCCCUCCACGAACGGGUCGGCCAAGGUCUUGCAACUUUCUCUUGGCAUUUCAGGAGAAGCUGUUUAAUUMGCUUCUUGAGAAUUCUGGGCAUCCAGACCUCAUUUUUCAGUCUUCUCAGUGGCACAAUUAUAAAACAACUCCUGGGUAAGAGAAUUCCUGAAAUGCAACAAAUGACUUGCUCAGACAGGAAGUUUUGGACUUGUAUUUUUGGUUUAAGCCAAGCGUACGAACACGAGGAGGCACAUCAACAGAGCUUAAAAAUGAAGCGAUCACUCUGAAUGAAAGUGUAGGAGAACCCCAGAGACAUGAUUUCAUUAAACAUUAGUGGUAUUUCUGCAUUUUGGACUAAAACCCUUUGAGGCAGGAUAUUAAAACACUCUGGGGAUAAUUAUCAUUCACUAACAGCUCAGAGAAACCAGGUGUGGGAGUGUGUGUGUGCAUUUUGUGUGUGUGACCUCUGUUCUGAUAAAGAAAUGAGCAAGAUUCAUGUCAUUGAAAGGAAAUGUCAAGAACUGAUUAUUUUAUUGAAGAAGGAAAAUCUCUGCUGCUUGUUUUAAAGACUUUACCAAAGCUUUUUGUGUUUACAUCAUCUGUGAUGUCAAAUAAACGAAGUGCUGAUGAUGGGA